AUGGAAUGCCAGAACAUCCGACCCUCUGAUCAAGCCCUCAUCCAUACUCUCCUAGGAUUCAAGGGCGUAGUAAAUGUCGCAUUGCCGCCAAAUCUGUCCCCGUCUAUGUUUCAGUUUCUCAAUGCACUACCGCUGCAACGUUUAAUGGGUUCCAUUGAAUCGUUGCAGUCGACAAUUAUCCCGUCUGUCUUCUCCAGGAUCACCCAUCUACACCUCACAAAUUACAUCUAUGAAUCGACCUUGCUCACCCUUUCCCGUAUGUCUGCCCUGACCCACUUGGCUAUCCGCGAUCGACAAGUCGGCACCAGCACAUGCUCGCGUAUUUUGCAGGGCCACCAACUUUCUAUCCUCGUCCUUCUUUGCUCCUCGCAGAAUGAGGCACAAUUCGCCAUUGCGCGUCGACAAACUCUCCAAGAAGAUAAUCGAUUCGUGAUUAUUGCUGUCCAAGACAUCAUGAUGGACUGGGAGAAUAGCGCAAGAGGCAAAUCAGAUUUUUGGGUAAAGGCAGAAGCUAUUGUCCAGCGAAAGGUCAAGCAAGGGAAAACAACCGUAGUGCAAGAUAUUUCUAAUGAAGCCACGGCUGACCAGCCUGGAUUCGAACUGAAAUUGACAAACGAAAGUGAGUGUUCCACAUAUCUUCGUAGCUCGUUCUAUUCUACCAAGUCGACACCAUCGGCCCAGCAAGCCAACGCGCCAAAGUCAAAGGCUGUCGCAGAAUGGGCUGCAGACAAGGAGCUUGAUCCCGCGGUCGCUCGAUGGGCUUCCACAGCUCGAAACCCACCAGACCGACCAAUACCGGUUCUUCGUGUGCUCGAUAGACCACUAGGAGUCAGGCAGCGACCGACACUGGAGAAGCAGUCCAGAAUGGAUAGAUUCAGAGACAUUUGGUUAAAGGAAGACACCAUCCUCGACGAGCGGAAGCAUCUAAUCAAGGAGCUCAACCGGGGGUACUACACCGACGUCGUGAAAAUAAUACAUCCUGGGCAUAUGGGCAAGACGUGGAUCGCCCCAGAGGUCUUGAUUCGGGAGGAUAAAGCGUUGUACUUGCCCAACAUCAAGGGGAAAGACCUCGAAAAGAAGCAGGAGAAACACACGACAAUAAUGUGCUAUGGCAAAAUUACCCUUCUUGCUAUCGAGUCGACCGAGCUCUCUGUGCUUCAAACGAAGAGUUUCAUCAACUCCAUCCACCCUCUCUUCGAAUCCAACCCUCUAUACCAACGCGUACACAUCAACAUCCAGGAAAACUUCCUCAAAGCGCUAGUCGUAAACAUGUUCAUCCGGAAUCUCCGUGCAAAGGUUCCAAAAGAGCUCUACGGAAACUGCCUUCUGUCCUCCCAGAACAUGGAAUAUCUGCGUGAGCCAAUGGGGCUUGCCAACAAAAUGGUCGGCUACGUGUACCUCAUCGACGAGAACCUCAAAAUUCGGUGGGCAGCGGGAGGAGACGCGACUUCCGCCGAGCUUUCUUCGCUGCAAAGUUGUCUACGCGUUCUGCUCAAGCGCUUAGAAGAGAAGACAAGUAAAGACAAACAAGCAAUGUUGAAAUUAGAUCCACAAAAAAUACAGCCAUGA
Molecule: messenger RNA, 1569 nt
Organism: Mycena indigotica
Lineage: Eukaryota; Fungi; Basidiomycota; Agaricomycetes; Agaricales; Mycenaceae
Exons: 6
Coding region: 1-1569 (522 amino acids)
Biological process (GO): mitochondrial proton-transporting ATP synthase complex assembly
Cellular component (GO): mitochondrial inner membrane
Source: RefSeq, a predicted model, not a curated record